AUGGAAAGCAACCUCUUCCUCACCUACGACGAGUUCAAGCACGACCUGCAGAGCUGGGAAAAACCACUUGCCAAGUUCGUGGACUCGAAGACCUUCCAGGAUAUCUACAAGUUUGUCAAAGAAGAAUACGAAUCCGGCAGGAAGGUAUGCAUGCAUCGAUUAAGAUAUCCCAAGAAGGAGAACAUCUUCAACGCUUUUAAGGUGACUCCGAUCACCAACAUCAAGGUGGUCAUCGUUGGCCAAGACCCCUACCAUCAACCGAACCAAGCACAUGGACUAUGCUUCAGUGUGCUUAAGCCUGUGCCGCCCCCGCCCUCUCUUAAAAACAUCUACAAGAAUUUGUCAAGCAACAAGGCAAUCACCUUCAAAGUUCCCAAUCACGGUGAUCUCACUAAGUGGGCGCAACAGGGUGUUUUCUUGCUCAAUGCCACACUCACUGUCGAAGACAGCAAACCAAACUCCCACGCUAAGUGCGGCUGGCAGAAAUUCACAGACCACGUGAUUUCGGUUAUCAACGAGCAGUGCAGCAACGUAGUUUUCCUUCUUUGGGGAAAACCAGCACAGGAUAAGGCCAAGUCAGUCAAUCCCAGCAAGCACUACAUCCUCAAAACAUCACACCCCUCACCUCUUUCUGCCCACCAAGGCUUCCUCACCUCCAGUAACUUCCCAUCCUAUUUAGCCUGUUUCUCUGACUGCAACGCCUAUUUGGAGAAGACUGGUCGCAAGCCCAUCGACUGGAACCUUGACUGA
Messenger RNA from Nymphaea colorata (pocket water lily), 750 nucleotides. RefSeq lists its product as uncharacterized. Lineage: Eukaryota; Viridiplantae; Streptophyta; Magnoliopsida; Nymphaeales; Nymphaeaceae. Gene Ontology annotation, cellular component: nucleus; mitochondrion. Gene Ontology annotation, molecular function: uracil DNA N-glycosylase activity. Gene Ontology annotation, biological process: base-excision repair; base-excision repair, AP site formation via deaminated base removal. The record is from RefSeq and is a predicted model, not a curated record.